AUUCCAACAUUAAUCUUUUCUCUUUUUCUUGAUUCUAGAUUCUUACUGAUUCGUUUAAAAGAAUUUUGUGGAGAAUUUCUCAAGAAAAAACUUCAUCUCUCAAAUUGUGUGGCCAUUCAUAGUUUAGCCCACAUGUACACCCUAAGUCAGCUUGCUAUGAAAGCUGCAGAAAUGAUCCGGAGAAAUUUCUAUAAAGUCAUUCAGGAUGAAGAAUUUUAUACUUUACCUUUCCAUCUCAUUCGAGACUGGCUUUCGGAUUUGGAAAUUACCGUGGAUUCUGAAGAAGUUCUUUUUGAAACGGUUUUGAAGUGGGUUCAGAGAAAUGCUGAAGACAGAGAGAGAUACUUUGAAGAACUUUUUAAAUUGCUCAGGUUGUCCCAGAUGAAACCCACCUACCUUACACGGCAUGUCAAACCAGAACGUUUGGUGGCCAAUAAUGAAGUUUGUGUCAAGCUGGUGGCUGAUGCAGUGGAGAGGCAUGCACUCAGAGCAGAGAACAUACAGUCUGGCACAUUACAGCAUCCCGCAUCCCAUGUCUCACUCUUACCUCGCUACGGACAAAACAUGGAUGUGAUCAUGGUUAUUGGAGGUGUGUCAGAAGGAGGAGACUAUUUAAGUGAGUGCGUGGGAUAUUUUGUUGACGAGGACAGAUGGGUCAAUCUGCCCCACAUUCAUAAUCACCUUGAUGGACAUGCUGUUGCAGUAACAGAAUCUUAUGUGUAUGUUGCUGGCUCGAUGGAACCAGGCUUUGCUAAGACUGUGGAAAGGUACAACCCAAACUUGAAUACAUGGGAACAUGUUUGUAGUCUGAUGACGAGAAAGCAUUCUUUUGGGCUAACAGAAGUCAAAGGGAAGCUGUAUAGCAUUGGAGGACAUGGCAAUUUUAGCCCCGGCUUUAAAGAUGUGACUGUUUACAAUCCCGAGCUUGAUAAAUGGCACAACUUAGAAUCGGCACCAAAGAUUCUUCGCGAUGUCAAAGCACUAGCUAUUGAAGACCGGUUUGUGUACAUUGCUGCCCGCACUCCUGUGGACCGGGACACCGAGGAUGGAUUGAAGGCUGUAAUUACUUGUUAUGAUACAGAGACUCGACAGUGGAAAGAUGUAGAAUCUUUACCACUUAUUGACAAUUACUGUUUUUUCCAGAUGUCUGUGGUCAAUUCAAACUUUUAUCAGACAGCAUCUUGCUGUCCCAAGAGUUAUUCUUUAGAAAACGAAGAGGCAGUAAGAAAAAUUGCCGGUCAGGUGUCUGAUGAAAUCCUUGAAAGCUUGCCUCCAGAAGUCCUGAGCAUUGAAGGAGCAGCCAUUUGCUAUUAUAAAGAUGAUGUCUUCAUUAUUGGAGGCUGGAAAAACAGCGAUGAUAUUGACAAACAGUAUCGGAAAGAGGCCUACCGAUACUGUGCUGAGAGAAAGAGGUGGAUGCUCCUUCCUCCCAUGCCUCAGCCCCGUUGUAGAGCCACCGCUUGUCACGUUAGGAUCCCCUACCGAUAUCUGCAUGGCACACAGAGAUACCCUAUGCCUCAAAAUUUAAUGUGGCAGAAGGACCGCAUCAGACAGAUGCAAGAGAUACACCGGCACGCCCUGAACAUGCGGAGAGUGCCAAGUUCCCAAAUUGAAUGCUAAACAUGCCGACGUGCACAGCUGGAAACUGUUCUCCCCAUCCCAUGGGACUGGAGAUGCCUGGACUGUUACUUGGAAAAGUAUGUCAAUAACUUAUUUUCUACUUGGACUUACUACCCUAUAACGGAAGAUAGUUAAAAAAACAAACAGGAAACUCAGUUUAGUGUGGUAAUUUUGUUAACUUACAGUCCUGUCUUUAGUUUGUAUGCUGGCAAAUAAGAUCUUAUUAAAGAGAAUGGGGGAAAGCGAGUCUAGGUAUUUGACCUUUUUUCUCCUUUGUUUUAGGGACAUAUAUUUGGGGCUUUAAGCACCAGCAUUAUUUGCACAUUUACUUUGAUAUUCCUUUACAUUUUGUGUAGAUUGUUUGUUUUCAGUGAUAUCAAUUUAUGCAUUAAGUUCUCAUCUGCAGGAGGCAUGUGCAAUAGUGAGACUGGAUCUGAAGGUAAAAGCACAAUGUUUCAGCAAGAUUGAUCUCAGAAAAAAAAAAAAAAGAUUGAUCUCAGAAUGUUGGCGCUCACGUCUGUUUUAUGUGUUUAUAAAUGCUGUUUUUGUUCCGUGGAAAGAGUGACCAAUGAGAAGUUUGUGAUUGGCACAUCAUCUGGCUUUUGUUUCUGCCGCAGCUGUUUAUAGAAGCCAUCAUUCUGAGAUGAGAAUUGGGGAGGUAUUAGUAUUUAGCUGAUUUGACUAAAGAGGAAGUUACAUAGGUGAAGUUUGUUUCUCUAAGAAAAGUGUUCAUUGUUGCUGAGAAAGCAAGUGAACAACAUUUUGAAACACUUUGAAGGGUUGUGACUGAGCUGAGGAGGAUGCAGCAUGCCCGUGACAAUCACACGUGAUGCCUUCAGUUCAUUUUUUGCUCCAUUGAAUAUUAUAUAGGCUCUUCAUCAGUUCUUUCCACAAGAAAAACUUUCAAAAUGGCAAGGAAAGUUUAGAAAAUACUCCUCUAAUAGAAGCCAUGUUAUUUCUGGCCCAUAAUUGCCAUAAUAUUGUACUGGAUUACCCUAGACUUUUAUUGGAAUUUAGAGCCUAGAAUACCAAACCUGAGUACAUAGUUUUGGCUUUUAAAAAUUUAAGGUUUUCACAUAACACAUUUAAUAGAAAAAUGUCAAAAGGUUAAAUAAUCAGUUCAAUGACUGUCAUCUUUCAGAAAAGGUUUUUAAUCUAUACAUAUUUUUAUUACUCUCCCUAAAGUAGUCUUAGUUUUUUGAGACAGGGUCUCUCUAUUUAGCCGUGGCUGGCCUGGAGCUCACUAGGGUAGACUAGGCUUUGACCGUACAUAGAUCCUGAGGGGAAAGCUUCCAAUGAUAAGCUACAAUGAUACUGUACAUUCACAUUCCUGUAACUGUUCGCAUUUAUUAACAUUUUCUUGAGCUGUUAUUUUAGAGCUCUCAUAUUCAAGAUCUAUAAUUCUCAGUUGCUUUAGGUAUAUCCUUGAGUCCCAUUCUCUUAGUGUCUGCAAAUUCUUUGUUUGCUGAUUUUAUCACCUAUUUCUGUGUAUGGUAUUGAGGGUUAGCUCUUUUCUUUAGUGUCUAUUGAGCCUUGUAUUGGUAUCAUUGCUUUUGUACUAUUUUUGAUAAUAAAUCCCUGCUCGGUACUUAAAUUUUUUUUUGUUCAUCUGUAGACAGAGUAUAUAGUUUCCCAUUUUUCUUUAAGGAUCUGGAUCUAAUUUGUACUUAAUUUCUGAACUCCCUUGUGCAGGACUUUAGUCUUGGAGUGCUCAGCCUUAGGCUUUUGUGAGUAAUCCUGUUCUUGGUGGAACAUUGUACAACUUCUCUUUGUGAAUCCUACCAUCAAAGAAACAUUAUUUCUCUUUUGGAUUUUUGUUUUAAUGCAAAUCUCAAAUUGCAGAGAUUUUCCCAGAUCUUGCUGAUUUUAUUUUACCUUUGAUUUUUUUGUUGUUGUUGUUUUAUUUUUUUGUUUGUUUGUUUUUUGUUUUUUUGAUAGUCUUCUAUGUAGUGUUGGCUGACCUGGAAGUCUCUAUGUAGACCAGGCUGGCCUGAACUCAUGGAGAUCUACCUUCCUCUGCCUGGGGUUAAAGGCCAUGUCCCACCCACUGUGCUGGGCUUGCCGGCUCUGUAGCACACUAAUUUUAUUUUCCACUUCUUCAGUUUCUUUUGUAAGUUCAUGGUGUUAAGUCAUUAGGGUCUUUCAUGGCAUUUCCUUCUUUUCUGACCUAAUAUUGUCUGUACAUUUUGUUUUCCUUUGAAGCCUUUCACCUGGUCUGUUUCAUCUAAACUGCGAGCCCCCUUGACUUGCAGCACAGCACCAGUGAUGGAUCUGGACUUCCCAAACCUCUGUACUCUGUACUCAGAGAUUCUCUGAAAGAGCUGUUUUGUCUAUAAGCUGCUGGAUAUUGGUUCCCCAUCCUUGUAGAUUUGCUGUCUUAAGCAUGGUCAGCAGCAUCAGUGCCACUGUGCUUCAGCGCCUCUGGCACUUGUGAUUGUGUUUGUCAUUCCUUCCAACCUAAUUCCUUUCACUCCCAUCACUUCUUUCUAAACACUGUUAUGCUGGAUUGGCUUUGAGACUA
Messenger RNA from Microtus ochrogaster (prairie vole), 4141 nucleotides. It is a transcript of the gene Klhl11, whose product is annotated as kelch like family member 11. Lineage: Eukaryota; Metazoa; Chordata; Mammalia; Rodentia; Cricetidae. The transcript has a single exon. The record is from RefSeq and is a predicted model, not a curated record. The annotation marks the transcript as partial. Gene Ontology annotation, molecular function: protein binding.